This is a messenger RNA of Pararge aegeria (speckled wood butterfly), 888 nucleotides long. RefSeq names its product chymotrypsin-1-like. The coding region runs from base 1 to 888 and encodes 295 amino acids. The record is from RefSeq and is a predicted model, not a curated record. Gene Ontology annotation, biological process: proteolysis. The transcript has 4 exons. Lineage: Eukaryota; Metazoa; Arthropoda; Insecta; Lepidoptera; Nymphalidae. Gene Ontology annotation, molecular function: serine-type endopeptidase activity.
AUGGCUUCGAAGCAUAGCAGCAGCGCGGCGGCCGGCGCGCGGUACGCAUUCUUCCGCAGCAUGGGCGAUGCAGGUGCGGCGCGGCGCGUGUUCGGCGGCGCGGCGGUCGCGGCGGGCGCAGCGGGCGCGCACGUGGCGGUGGCGCUCCGCGACGCGCGCGGCACCGUGCGCUGCUCGGGCUGCGUGCUGCGCGCGCACUGGGCGCUGACGGCGGCGCACUGCGUGUCGGCGCGCCUGGCCUCCGUGCAGUACGGCAGCACGGCUGGUGCGGGCGGCGUCACCGCGAUACAGCUGCUGUACCGACAUCCGCAUUACGCGGUUGAACAACGGGACGACGGCUGGGGCCCGGACGUCACUGCGCUGCGCCACGACGUGGGGCUGGUUCGCACGCGUAACGCCAUGCGCCUGCCGGGGGCGCCGUUCAACCUGCGGGUCUUCCGGCCCGAGACCUUGUACGACGAGGAAGUUGAGGUGCUGGGCUUCGGGCGCACGGAGCGCUCGGUGCUGGGCGAGGAGCUUCGCGCGGUGCGGUUGCGGCUGACGGCCUGCGAGCGUGCUUCGUGGCGGCACUGCGUUUGUGGUGCGGCCGACGAGCUGCGCGGCGUGUGCUCCGGUGACUCGGGUGGGCCCGUGAUGUACCGCGGGGCACUGAUCGGCGUCACGUCCAUGGGGCCCACGCAGUGCGCGCAGGCCGGCGCCGCGCCGCCCGCGGCCGCCACCAGCGUGUUCACGGCGCUGUACCCGUACGCCGACCUCAUCGACGCGACCAUCCGCGACACGGACAGCGGGCGCGUCUCCGCCGCAGCCUGCGCGCGGCGCUGCGACGCGCUGACUACGCUGUGGCCGAUUAUCUGCGUCCUUAGCAAUUUUGCGACAGUCAAUCAUUAA